AUGGUCCCACGAAGUUAUCGGUAUUCUUCUUCGCCGCCGAAGGAUGCCGUGAUUGUUGACGAGAAGAGUGGUGGGAGGAGAAGUCAUAGGAAGCCCGCACAGCCGAGGGAACCAGAAACAUCAAAGUCAAGAGCUACGCCAACGACACCGAUCGCAGCCGAGCCAGCACAUGUUGCUUCGCGACCAGUAGCAGUGCCACAGUCGCGACUAGAUCGUAUCCAGGGCAGCAUGCCUAAAACACUGGCCAGCCAUGGUCAACACAUUUCGACUCGAAGCCGAAGACGAGCACCGCAGGGUCAUGACCCGAAUGCACUACCACCAGCGGUAGCCGCUCUGCUAGCGAUGACCGCGAUCCCGCCUAGACGACCAACCCAGUCGCGUAAGCAGUCACGCGAGCAGCGUCGCGUGUCCAUCGAUGAGCUGGUCCAUGAUUGGAAGAACGAUGACAAGCUCAAAGCAAGCUACAGUAGUAGCCCAGCAUUGAGUGUGUUAUUAGAAGAUGUCAGCGAUGGUGAAGAUACAGUCGCUGCAUCACAGGACAGCUGUGUGGACGACGGGUACUUGUGUAACAGGUCGGCGUCCAGCGAAAGUGUACCAUCCUUGGAUUUGGACGAUCGAUCAGUUUUAUCGCUGAGCAGUCCACGGACACCAGCAUCGUUGCGUAGCCGGAGGUCAUUGACGAACCUGAAAAGAGACAAACCUCGUCCGAGUUUGUCGCGGGAAGAAACGGUUUCCAUCCAUCCACUGGCAUCGCCAGCUCCGCAAGCAGAAAGCGAUGAAGAGGACAUCGUGUCUUCAAAUGCUGGCAGCCGGCCUUCGACUCCGAAAUCGAGAUCAUCUUUCACCUCCAACCUGACAACAUCUUUGCGGGCGCUGAAGAAUGUGACCUUGAGCUCGAUUGCGUCCUUCAGUCUUAACAGCGCAACAGCAGCAUCGCAACGGUCACAGCCUUCACGCUUCACAGACGUCAUGCUUUGGUCGCACCCCUACCUGUUCCCGAGGCUGAGCUCCGAGAUCAGGCCCGCCAUCCAAGGCACUGCCACAGAGGCUCAGCGACGCUACCACAAUCCGCUUCCGCUCAGUUUCGAGGAACUCGAAGCUCCGUUCCAGCUUGCUUUACACGCUCCGUACCUGCGAGAAGAAGUCGCCGAGAUGCCGACAAUCCAGAUGCAAACGUAUGGUGGUAAACCUGGUAAACGGAAAGGCCUAAGCAACCAGAAGCGAGCCGCUAGUCCCGAUCCGAAUUCCGAGGCUGGAAGAGCUUUGCAGAGCGCCAGUGGUACACGGCAGCGUGAGCCUCGUGAGAAUAGCGAUUUCUUGCGCGUCGUGGUCCUGGAGAUGAAUAUGAGGAGAGAGGGAAAGCUGGAGACCGGACGAGCGAGGAUAUGGUUGCCACCAAGGCAGGUGAGCACGCCAUCUGCAGCUGUGAGCACGGUACCAGAGCGAUGGGUUGGCUUGAACGCUUAUCCUUGA
This is a messenger RNA of Recurvomyces mirabilis, 1473 nucleotides long. RefSeq lists its product as uncharacterized. The record is from RefSeq and is a predicted model, not a curated record. Lineage: Eukaryota; Fungi; Ascomycota; Dothideomycetes; Mycosphaerellales; Teratosphaeriaceae. The transcript has a single exon. Bases 1 to 1473 code for a protein of 490 amino acids.